AUGACGUUGCAAUCUUCGAAAACUACCCAUACCUCCGAGAAACCACAAAGAACCGUGUUAGUUGUGGGUGCAGGCCCAGUUGGGCUUGCUAUCACCCUCAGGCUUGCCCUAGCUGGCAUAGUGGUCGACGUGGUAGAGAAGGAGUCGAGAGUGGACGAGGAGCCACGUGCUGUGGCUUAUUAUGCGAGCGCACUGAAUACCAUGAACAAGAUGGGGGUGAUACCGGAUAUGGAGAAGGUAGGGUCUGUUUCUGAGGGGUUUUGCUGGCGUAAGCCAAUCCAUGCCGAUGGUCAGUGA
Molecule: messenger RNA, 297 nt
Organism: Penicillium expansum
Lineage: Eukaryota; Fungi; Ascomycota; Eurotiomycetes; Eurotiales; Aspergillaceae
Product: FAD-dependent oxidoreductase
Exons: 1
Coding region: 1-297 (98 amino acids)
Molecular function (GO): FAD binding
Source: RefSeq, a predicted model, not a curated record